Messenger RNA from Eurytemora carolleeae, 500 nucleotides. RefSeq lists its product as uncharacterized. NCBI's taxonomy places the organism in Eukaryota, Metazoa, Arthropoda, Copepoda, Calanoida, Temoridae. The record is from RefSeq and is a predicted model, not a curated record. The transcript is spliced from 2 exons. Bases 54 to 497 code for a protein of 147 amino acids.
UAAAGGUUGUUAUUGCAGAAGUAUGAUUAAAAAGUUGUGAUCACGUGAUAAGAAUGGAUAAUGUUGAAUACUUCGAUCUUGACUCCGAAGUCCCUGAACUCCCACGGAAAGAAUGUGUCCGGUCUGGUUCCGUGGAGAGGAAUGGGAACCCUGAGCCUUGUCGUCCACCCCUUCCUCCUAAAUUGAACAGGAGUUCAACCAAUCUAAACAGGAAUUCAACCAAUCUAAACAGGAGUUCAACCAAUCUAAACACAAGCUCAAUUAACUUAAACAAGUCUAAUCAGACGCUAAGUGACCUGGACCGCAGCUCAUAUGACCGUUACUUCAGUAACAGUGACCUUAAUAAAAACUUAUCUGACCGCGGUCAUCUCCCUACAUCUGACCGCUGCCUGUCUGACCGAAACCUCUGCUCUGAGAGCUUAAAUAAAAAUACAUUUAAUCAGAAACAGAAAUUAUCCCUUAAUUUAUCAGGUAUAGGAACGGAUCACAUUCCUUAAAGG